This is a messenger RNA of Brassica oleracea var. oleracea, 912 nucleotides long. RefSeq names its product cyclin-dependent kinase inhibitor 3-like. Bases 107 to 685 code for a protein of 192 amino acids. Gene Ontology annotation, molecular function: cyclin-dependent protein serine/threonine kinase inhibitor activity. Gene Ontology annotation, cellular component: nucleus. The record is from RefSeq and is a predicted model, not a curated record. The transcript has 3 exons. Gene Ontology annotation, biological process: negative regulation of cyclin-dependent protein serine/threonine kinase activity. NCBI's taxonomy places the organism in Eukaryota, Viridiplantae, Streptophyta, Magnoliopsida, Brassicales, Brassicaceae.
AAACUCGAACACCCUCUCCAUUGUUCUCUCUUCCCUCCUCGAAGUCUUUUCCCUCCCAUUCUCUCUUCCCGCUUCCGACCUACUUUCGCCUCUCGAGUGUCCGAAGAUGGGGAAAUACAUUAAGAAAUCAAAGAUUACCGGUGUUAUCGACUCUAUGGAAGCCACUGAAGCAGCAUCUUUGGGCGUUCGCACCAGAGCCGCCGCUAAAACCCUAGCCUUGAAGAGGCUUAAUUCCUCCUCCGCCCCCGACUCCUCUUGCUAUCUCCAGCUCCGUAGCCGCCGUCUCGAGAAACCCCCGUCGCUGGUUGAACCGAAACAGCUUAAACCGGGGAUUAAAGAGUCUGGUUCGAAGAUUGACUCGGUUAACUCGAGCGUAGCUGGUUCGGGUGAUGAAUGUUUUUGUGGAGAGAACAGUCCUGAGUUUCAGACAAGACAAAGCACAAGGGAGAGCACGCCUUGUAACUUUGUUGAGGAUCUGGAGAUCAUUGUUACACCAGGGUCUAGCACAAGGUCGAUGCGUACACCAACGAAAGAUAGCACGGUCCCAACCAUUGGUGAACUGGAGGAGUUCUUUGCCUAUGCAGAGCAGCAACAGCAGAGGUUAUUCGUGGAGAAGUACAACUUCGAUAUUGUGAAUGAUGUGCCCCUCACUGGACGCUACGAGUGGGUACAAGUCAGUCCAUGAAGUUCAAAAGGAAGCAAGCUUUUGUGAUAUGGUGUGAAGUAAGAAUGUAAUGAAUUAGACAGAUUAACCGAACAUCAAAAUCCUUUAAACAGGAGUGUAAUCUUAAAAAGUAAUAAUGUGGUUAGAGAACAAGUUGGAAAGUAGUUUUAGGGACAUGAACCUCAUACCAUUUGUACUAAUCUCUUUUGAGGAUUUAGAUGCUUAGUGAAUUUGUUUGCUCAUCUUUU